This is a messenger RNA of Etheostoma cragini (Arkansas darter), 1057 nucleotides long. RefSeq names its product adaptor related protein complex 1 subunit sigma 2 (gene ap1s2). The coding region runs from base 186 to 659 and encodes 157 amino acids. The record is from RefSeq and is a predicted model, not a curated record. Lineage: Eukaryota; Metazoa; Chordata; Actinopteri; Perciformes; Percidae. Gene Ontology annotation, biological process: intracellular protein transport; vesicle-mediated transport. The transcript has 5 exons. Gene Ontology annotation, molecular function: clathrin-cargo adaptor activity. Gene Ontology annotation, cellular component: AP-1 adaptor complex; membrane coat; intracellular membrane-bounded organelle.
GUGUCUUUUUCGGCCAAUCACAGCACCGCUGACCUAAUCGUUGUCUCAGCCAGAACCACUAUCCGCUAGCUAGUUUAGCAUCAGCUUGGAUCGAGAAGCUAACUUAAUAUCUGUGUACUCUCCUUGGUUAUGUAUUUCGCUUGAAUUUACUGAAGUUAGCAGUCUUCCAAGUGACUCCACUGAAGAUGCAGUUCAUGCUGUUAUUCAGCCGGCAGGGAAAGCUGCGGUUACAGAAAUGGUACGUGCCACUGUCUGACAAGGAGAGGAAGAAGAUCUCCAGAGACCUGGUCCAGACCAUACUGGCCAGGAAGCCCAAGAUGUGUAGCUUCUUGGAGUGGAGGGACCUCAAGAUUGUGUACAAGAGAUAUGCAAGUCUGUAUUUCUGCUGUGCAGUCGAGGAUCAGGAUAAUGAGCUGAUCACCCUGGAGAUCAUCCAUAGAUACGUGGAGCUGCUUGACAAAUAUUUUGGCAGUGUGUGCGAGUUGGAUAUUAUCUUCAACUUUGAGAAGGCCUACUUUAUUCUGGAUGAGUUCCUGCUGGGCGGAGAGGCCCAGGAGACGUCCAAGAAGAACGUGCUGAAAGCCAUCGAGCAAGCUGAUCUGCUGCAAGAGGAGGCCGAGGCACCACGGAGCGUUUUAGAAGAAAUUGGGCUGACAUAAAUCAUCAUGCCGCUGCCUCGCAGAUCUGGAAACCUCCAUGUCUCUAUCCCGUCUCCUCAUGUUCACUGUCAGUGUUGUAUGCAUAUAAUCACCAUCUAUCUAUGUGCUGUAUUACUGUUCUGUACUGUCCAGUAAUGUCUUUAAAUGUGGUGCCAACUGUGGUUUUAAUGUCUCCUAUGUACUAUCUUCUCACUUUGUUCUGCAGUACUUUCAUACUUUACACCCCUAACUUACAGUACAAUGUAGCGACCACAUAAAGACUCCAGCAUCAUAAUAACAUCAUCUAUCAUCAGCGAUAGCAAAGGGUUGUGUACUGUUUUACGUAUUACCAUCACGUUGGAGUCCCAAAGCUAAUCAUCCGAAUUCAUGAAAAAUAAAUACUGGGCAAUCUGUGAAAA